This is a messenger RNA of Fusarium redolens, 1151 nucleotides long. RefSeq lists its product as uncharacterized. The record is from RefSeq and is a predicted model, not a curated record. Lineage: Eukaryota; Fungi; Ascomycota; Sordariomycetes; Hypocreales; Nectriaceae. Bases 60 to 1064 code for a protein of 334 amino acids. The transcript is spliced from 2 exons.
GAAAACAUUUUUCUUUUCUAUUACACCAUCUUCGAUCUCUUCUUUUACGUUUCAGCACCAUGGCUUCUCAGUACGCUAAGGACCAGAUCCCAGGCUUUAUCAAUGCCAUCAAGAACGUGGCUAUUGUUGGUGCCACAGGACAAAUCGGAAAAGUCUUCACCGAGCACCUUCUCAAUUCUGGAAAGCAAACCGUGACCGCCAUCACCCGCAAGGGUAGCGACACUACCGUGCCUGAUGGCGCCAAGCUAGCUUAUGUUGACUAUGAUGACGAGAAUACGCUAGUCGAAGCCAUGAAAGGCCAAGAUUUCCUAGUCAUCACCUUGGCUCUCACUGCUCCGCCAGAGACCCAUAGCAAGCUGGUCAGGGCAGCCGUCAAGGCGGGCGUGCCCUAUAUUGUGCCUAAUGCCUACGGCGUUGACUUCUACGGCCACCCCAAGCUGGAGGAAGACAUUCCAGUCCUCGGAUACGUCCACGCCAGCGUCAAAGAAAUUGAGGAGGUUGGUGCCAAGUGGUUCGCUAUCACGCCCAGCUUCUGGUAUGAGUAUAGCUUGGGCGUUGGACCUUUUACAUACGGAUUUGAUUUCCCUAAUGACACUGUCACUCUUUACGACGAGGGAAAGACUAAAGUUAACACGACCACUUGGCUGCAGACUGGCCGUGCAUUGGCCGCCUUGGUCAAUCUUAAAAAGCUUCCACAAGAUGAAAACGACAAGUCCACAACCCUAGCACAAUUCGCCAACAAACCCGUCUACAUCUCUAGCUUCACUCUUAAUCAGCGAGAGUUGCUCGACAGCGUCAAUAAGCUGCUGGGUAAGACAGACAAGGACUGGAAUAUCACCUAUCAGCCUACCGAAGAGCGUUUCAGAGAGGGACUAGAGGAACUUGGCAAGGGAGAUGGAAGAGGUUUCUUGAAAGCUUUGUAUGCUCGCGCGUUCUAUCCUACCGGUGAGGGUGUUUAUGAAACCCACAAUAGCCUUCUUGGGCUGCCUCAGGAGGACCUGGCUGAAGCUACGCUGGCGGCGCAUCAUUGGGCUAUUGCACAGGCGAAGAAGGCCGGGAAAUAAGGUAACCAAGGUCAGAUUCCGCAUAACUUGCUAACAGUUCCGGAUUGUCUAUCUGCGAUGUGCAUUAGUAAACCUUAAGUACUACCC